AUGACGGCUCGUACGCGCAAACAUACGAUCGUCAUCAGCUGGGCUCCUGCUGCAGGCCCUGGUUCAGGCCCCCGGCAGGUCGGGUCAGAGGCCGCCUGGCUCAGCUACUUCUGGGCUGAGCUGGACCUGGCAACAAAGGGUAUUGUCCCUGUCUCCUGCAUGGACCCCCCCUGGAGGACCCCCCUGGAGGACCUCUGCCUUCCCCAGCAGGCCUCUAGCUUCUGUCGUGAUCCUUAA
This is a messenger RNA of Knipowitschia caucasica, 237 nucleotides long. The record is from the annotation of a GenBank genome assembly. Lineage: Eukaryota; Metazoa; Chordata; Actinopteri; Gobiiformes; Gobiidae.